ACAAUGAAAAAGAAGUUUUUUGUGCUGCGUCGUGAAACAGGGGCUGAAAAUCCAGCGCGUCUGGAAUACUACGACAAUGAGAGGAAGUUCAAUGCAGGUGUCCAGCCAAAAAAGCCUAUUGUACUCAAUACGUGUUUUAGCAUCAAUCGGAAGAAGGACCCAAAACACAGCCAUGUCAUUGCUCUGUACACCAAUCAUGACCCUGUGUGUAUGGCAGCUGAGUCUGAAGCAGAACUGAAUGAGUGGCUCGGUUUCCUUCAUCACCACAUGCAUCAAGCUGUGUCUGGUGCUGAUGGACAGUCUAUGAAGAUGUAUGAGCAUGUUUGGCAAGUUGCGGUGCAGCCACGGAGUCUUGGUAGCAGUAAAGGACUGACAGGAGAGCACCACAUCUGUCUCACUUACAAGUCCAUUGCACUCGUCAGAGUGGGAGACUGCCAGAAAAAGAUUGAAUUCCCAUUGAAUAGCAUCCGGCGAUGUGGACACACAGGAUCAUUCUUUUUUCUUGGACUUGGACGAUCAGCUGCUACAGGUGCUGGAGAUAUCUGGAUGCUCACUGAAGAUGCUGUUAUUGCUGAAAAUAUGCACAGCAUUAUAAGAAAAGCGAUGCAUGAUCCCUGCAACAAUAUAAGUGUAGACCCUCCUGUUUCUCGGGAACGCACCCAGUCUAUGUCCAAUCAUCGUUCAUUUGAGGGUGGUAAGUUAAACCUUACUGCAAUUUUGAAGGACUUGUAAUUCAAAAUGAAAGCAUGGAGAGAUAUUAACUAAAGUCUUUUUCUGGACAGACAGACAGACAGACAGAUAGACAAUAGAGACAGAGAGACUCCUCAUUCAUUGUUCUCGCUUUUAUUCUUACUGCUUUAAACUAUGUGUUGUGUUCUAGUUUGGUACUCCUUUUCCACAAUAAGACCCCAAAUCAGGUAUCACAUUUCUGAGUGCUGAACAUUGGUUGGUAGACAAUAAACAAUUGUUGUAGUAGCUGCCACUGCUUUGCUCUGCAUUUAUGCUUUAUGAAUGAAUUUGUUUGUACCUAAGGCAAUAUUUUUAUAGCAAAAUAUUGUUUAGAAUCUUUGAAACUACUUCCAGUAGAGCAAAAACACUGUCAAGUGUGGUGGCAUCUGCUUCCCAAAGUCAGAGGUGUGAAGCAUCACCCACUAGGUCAUUAUGAUGCUAAUUAUACUUUUCAUUACCCUUUAUUCCUGUACAUCAUGUAGUUCUACUUUACAUUAUUAUGUAUCUACAGUAUGAGGUGUUAUUAUAUACGUACUUGUAGUAUAUUAUGUAUUGAUGGCAUCUGGCAACUGUCUUCUGUCACUGUGCUGUAGUUCUGCUCAGCAUUCCAUAGGUCGCAGAAUUUUCUACCGAUCACCAGAUUUCUUAAUUUAA
This is a messenger RNA of Homarus americanus (American lobster), 1383 nucleotides long. It is a transcript of the gene chico, whose product is annotated as insulin receptor substrate 1-like. Gene Ontology annotation, cellular component: cytosol; plasma membrane. The record is from RefSeq and is a predicted model, not a curated record. Gene Ontology annotation, molecular function: insulin receptor binding; phosphatidylinositol 3-kinase binding. Gene Ontology annotation, biological process: insulin receptor signaling pathway. Lineage: Eukaryota; Metazoa; Arthropoda; Malacostraca; Decapoda; Nephropidae.